Messenger RNA from Pelodiscus sinensis (Chinese soft-shelled turtle), 3912 nucleotides. The record is from RefSeq and is a predicted model, not a curated record. Lineage: Eukaryota; Metazoa; Chordata; Testudines; Trionychidae.
UUCCUGUUCUGUUCUCGGUCUUCGCAGGUGCUGGCCAGAGCGGCUUCUGGAUCCCGUUUGCCUUUCCUCAGGGCCCGACGUGGAGCAAGGGGGCUGCGAGCCGGGGGAGCGUCCCAGCCCCAGGCAGGAGAACAGGUGCCCAGCCAGCCGGCCACCAUGGAACAGUUCAGCUCCUUCUUCGACUCCCUCUGGAAACUCAUUCACACCAAGCACCAGGAGGGCGUCUUCAAUACCGUCUGCCUGGCAGUGCUGAUCGGGCUGCCCUUCCUCGUCCUCCUCAUCUUCCUCUUCAUCUGCUGCCAUGCCUGCUGCUGCAGCCGGCGGCAGGGCAGCGGCAGCAACAGGAAGGUCCAAGCGGAGAGGAACAAGAAGAGGAAAAAGAAGGGCGAGGACGACCUGUGGAUCUCGGCUCAGCCCAAGCUGCUCCUGCUGGACAAGACGCUGUCGCUGCCGGUCUAGCUGAAGGGAGGUGGGACCCUGCUUCCAGGGAGCCCUGCUGGCUGAGCGCCAAGAGGAGCUGCUGUGACUUUAACAAGUCGUUUGGCUUGUCCUGCAAAUCCGAGUGAGAACUCGGGGACGGCACGAGAGGGCACGCAGCCCGGCGGCGCUUUACGUGCACACCCAUCGUUGCACGAGGCAGCACGCUCCAGGACAAACAUGCGUGUGCACAAGGACAUUUGUGCACUCACCCAUCUGUAUGCACGGGGAUAGAACCCUUCAUGGGCACAACAGACCUGCACUCCCACACAAACAGGCCUCACGCUGCGGGAACAAAGACCUGCGCGUCCAGGGACACGCACAGACACACGCCCUUAAAGCUAACCCACCCUUGCACGCCGCCCCGUGCAUGCGGACGCGUGCUCCUGCCUAGGGAGCAGCACAAAGCCACAGCUCCACGGAAAGGGCUUCCUUCCCACCCGGGCAAGCGGCUGCUUUGAGCUCCUGACGAUGGGGAUCUAUCCCAUCAUCAGAGCUUCCACGAGGCACCUAGAACCCACCCUGCCUUAGGGACCAAAGGAUGCUCCCCAAAGCCAGCAAAGCUCCCCCCACGGCUGGCAGCCAGAAAAGGCAGCAAGAACAGCUCAAAGGUGGCACAGUAAGGGACCGAAACCUUUGCGCUGGCAUUACAGAGCCCAGCUCCCCCGGUCUCGAAGCAGACGGGUCCUUGGGCAGCUCAUUCUGCUGCAGGGGAGGUGGCUCCAUUUCUACCCUGCAGCAAGAGAGGAGAGUCCAGCAGAUACUGCCCUGAGGCUUGGCUCCAGCAUUAAAGCGGUUUAUUUAAUGGCGACUAGGAAGGGUUCAUUGAGGACCAAAGGCCCACGGGGACUACCCGGGCUUCAGAACAUGGACUCCACGUGAUAACUCAGGCCACUCUCCGCCCAGCAUGCUAGACACACAUGCAGCCAGGACCACGCCCCCCAGGCCCAUGGGCACGCCCAGGCCGUGCACACCCCCUCCCCCCCCCACCACAUAGGGUUGCCAGAUGGUUUCAACAAAAAUACCGGAUACACUUGACAUGGCACCACAAUCUACAUUCCAUCUUAUCCGGAAAGUACCAGACUGUUCUACUUUCUCAAUUUGUUUCCCCGAACAGAACGCUCAAAUACUGGACGGUCCAGUUCAAAACCGGACCCCUGGCAACCCUACCACCGUGCUCCGGUGGGGAGUAACUCCUGCCAUCCCGCGCUGCAGCUGGCCCAGGGAGAACUUUGUGGGAGCCAGAGCAAGAGCCGCUGGCCCUGGAAUGCCACAUGGGGGCUUAGAAGGGGACCUGCAAUCCAGAUUAAAUCAGAUGACUUCAUACCUCUCACCCGCCAAAGCAUCCUUCCCUCCCCACGCACACAGACCCACCCCCUACCUCUCACCCGCCAAAGUGUCCUUCCUUCCCUCCCUUCCUCCCCAGACACCUCCCUAUCUCCCCAACACCCCCCCCCCGUCCCCCCAGGUCUUCCUCCCACUCCGGAAACCUUCCUCUUCUCAAGAAGGCAGCUUGUCCAUCCCAGCAGGUAGCCAGACAGCAGAUCACAGCCCUCUGUGUCCCCUGCUCCCCCUCUGCCCCCACCCACACCCUCUUGGGACUGCAAAGUCUAUUUCCCAGAGGUCUUGCCUGGCUCCUGCCUCUGCAUCACAACGAGCAUCAAGGCUUCUUGAAGUCUCACUUAUACAGCUUGCAAAUCAGCAGAGCGGGUGGGGGCCUCGACUCAGCUGCUCUUUCCAAGGAGCCAGGGCCAGACACAUAGUUUCACUCUCAAGGCUCUGCUGAGAACAUUCUGCUUCAGUUUAUUUUUAGCCUCCAGCCCCGACAGCUCAGGGAAAACACACAAACCCGUCCGGACCAGCGCUGAGCGGCGGAGACUCCAGUGUGGCAGACUCCGGUGCUGGGACCUCAUCUGCAGCAGGGCCCCUCAGUCUCCCUCCACCAGAGGAGUUUGCCUCUGGGAUUCCCCUCCCCUAGGGUAUGUGAUCACCCGGGAGAGCUGGGCUGGCCAAGUGCAGCCCCGCUGGUAGGGCCGCAUGAUGACUUUCUUGGGCCCCAGGCUCUUUUGCCUACAUAGGCCCCUUCCUCCAUUAAAAAAAAAAAAAUUGAUAUAACUUUAAAUACUUCAACAUUUUAUUUUGUUCUCUGUUUUAGGCAAAAUUUAAUAGAUUUUUGUGAGCCCUAAAAGUUUCAUUUUUUUCUGGUGAGAGAAAUAAAUUAAAACAUUUUCUUCAACCCUAAAAGAUUUUUUUUCUGAUUUUAAAAGAAAUUAAAACAUUUUCGUGGGCCCCUAAAAGUAUCAUGGGCCCUAGACACUGUGUCUACUGGAUAAGUCGUCCCUGCCCGCUGGCAACAUCACAUCACUGGGUUUGGCUUCAGCCCCUGAUGUCGCCUCACCCAGGACCUUAUGGGAGAUGCUGUUCAGCUCCUUCAGCCGCUUUGUCUCCAUUAAACAACGGGGACCCCCAUUUUCAAGGCUGAGGCAACCAGUAGGAGUCAGAUCUGACCCAAAAAGCCUAAACUCUCCCUGAACAGCUCUGGCUCCCCUGCUGGUGCCUUAAGGGCCCCGUUUCUGCUCUGGGAUGUGCCGUUAUUUCUCUUUCCAAAAUGGUGCAGUGUUAUACUCUCCCCACCCCUAUGGUUUGCCAGGUUAAACAAGCUUGGGACAGCAUCCCUCCGCCAGGGGCAAACACACUCUGCCCUUGCAUGGGGUGCCUCUGACCAGCCCCAUUGUGAUGGAACCAGGCCCUGGGAAAGGACGUGCUCAGGCGUAAACAGGGCAAAGCGAGGGGAAGUGUAAUAGGAGCUGCGAGCGCUUACCAGCUGACAGAGAGGAAGCAUCCUUCGACCUGUAGCUGUUUCACUCUGCCAUAGAGCGAGGGUACAGAAAGGCAUGCUGGGAAACGGCAUCUGCAAGGGCCCUCAAACCUGUACCCGCAAACAUCAGCAGGGACCAGGAAGUCGGAGGAAUAGCAGCACUCUACCACGGCCCAAACCAUUACAGCCGAACUCUGGGACAGUUCGGAGCCAUAGCCAAACUUUGUAGACAUGUGCUGCCUCUUUAAUGGGCUAAGAGCCCUAGCUCCCCCUGACUUGGCCCCAUCUCUACCCACCACACAGGGUCAGAAGAGCAACACUUAAGCAGCACCUUAUAAGAGAGCCGCCAUCUUGGCCCAUACCAGGGAAUCCAACCAGCGCUGGCAGCGAGAGCGUCUGAUUUGAACUGCAGGAGACCACGGGUCUUCGUGACACGUGCUAACCAGCAGGCUCCGGGGUCUGAUGGAUAUUCAGUAUACCCAUAUCAGCGCCACUUUCUCUGGUUCCUACAUUUAGCUCUGCCACUGCAAGGAACAGCCUCUGCCAUGCAGGGUGCACUGGAAGAACAGCAUCUGGAUUUCAGUGUCGGCCUCUUUUCUUUUCUGCACAGUUCAUGC